AUGUCCGAGCGCCGGUCUCUUCGUCGUGAGAAAAGCGCCAAUUAUGGUUCUGUUUUGCCAGUGAAGCGCACGCUGCAACUUACGAGCCCGCAACAUCACAACCUGCAUGCUGUGAAUUUUGAAGCGGAAAGCGGCGAUUUUUCUUCGUCCGCCAAGAUUCUCAGCGACAGUCAUGGCUCACGUAGUCGUGAUCGUCUCAGCCGAUACCUGGAUCACAGUUCGUUCGGAGUGGGGCUGGACAUUUUUCUCGUUCUGGUCUCAAUCGUGUUUGCAAGCUCGUACAUUGCGAAUACCUACGUAAAUUCCAAUGAGAUGCCCUUCAGCCUCUGGAUAACGGACAUCGUCUGCGCAAGUCUCUUGGCUGUGGAUUUCCUGUUUCGAGGCGUUUAUCUCUCCAGUCGUCGUCGAGAAUACAUGCUCUCCUUCCCUGGGCUUGUAACACUUGCUGUCGUAUUACCAGUGUUACCGACUUCGUUCUUCCUACAAUACCACUCUCUUUGGUACGGUAUCUCGGACUGGCGGUUCGUGUAUCCUCUCCGGUUUCUCAUAUGCUACGUUGAAGCCAAAGCUGUGUUAAGUCGCUGUCAUGGACUCAUGUCUCCUGUUCAGCAGUUCGCAAUGCUCUGCUACCUCCAGUUAACGAUCAUCAUUGCUGUUGCAGCUGGAGUCAUUCAGAUCGCGGAGACUGCCGACGACAAGUACGCGAGCGGGAAUCUAGGGGAGUGGACGUUCUUCAACUCGUUUUUCAACUCUGUGCUCGCAUUUGUGACGAUCCAAUCUCCUCCUGCCGAUAAUCCGUUGGCUAAAGUAUGUGUAGGAGCGCUGGUGUUGGUCCUCAUCUUGGUUGUCCCGUACCAAGUGUCUCAAAUCUUGGCGCUCGGUAGCUCCUUCUCCCCGUACGAGCUCGCCAGCCACACGCCGUCACCGACUAUCAAGCAUAUCAUACUUUGUGGAGAUCUAACUCCGUCGCGUAUCGACCAUUUCUUUCGAGAAGUCUUCCACGACGAUCACGAUCUGGUUGAUAUCAACGUUGUUGUAUUGAGUGAGGAGGAACCAGCCACGUCGCUUAUCGCUCUGCUAAUGGACCCUUUUUUCGAGAAGCGGGCGAGUUUUAUACAAGGUUCAUUACUGGAUGUGGACGAUGCGCAGCGAGCAGCUUGUGCUUCAGCCGACGCCAUCUUUAUCCUAACACGGCUUGUUGCAGGGGAGUCACCUGCUAGUAGUGACCACAGGGCAUUGAUGCGCGUUCUGGCUGCUCGACGUGAAGCCCCCAAUGCUCGAUUGUUUGCACAGCUCCACUUGUCAGCUAACCGGGGACUUGUAGCCGACUUGAAUGUGUCGAAUGUGCUCUGCUUCUCCGAGGUGAUGCACUCGUUACUUGGUCAGAACUGCGUGUGUCCGGGUUUCUCGACGUUCAUGUACAGUCUUACGUCGACCUCAAGUUACGAUACCAGUGGCGACUAUGACGAUCCACCGGAAGCGGAUGCAUCAUGGGAAGAUCGCUAUUUACACGGCUCGAGUCACGAGGUUUAUUCGGUGGAACUACCUUCAGCCUGUGUGGUGUACGGUAAAACUUUCUCGGAAGUGGCUUCACUAGCGUACGCUCAAUGCUCUGGAGUGAUCGUGUUUGCAAUCACCACAGCUCAGUCGCCAAAAGUGAGCGGAGGCAGGUUGCUGUUGAACCCUGGAGAUUCGUACACGUGUAUUGGCGCAGAGACAGUGUUUGUCAUUGCUCAAGAUCGACGUCAAGCCAACGCCGUUACUCAAAUGCAGCCGAGUGACACCAUGCCGGAAGCCUGGACGUCUCAGCGUCGAAACUCUAAGAGGCAUUAUUCACGUGGGGCAAGUGCCAAAGUCAAGUUGGUUUCAACGCCUGGGAGCAGUACUGGAAAUGACACGCCCAGUAGCUUAGGAGAUGACGAUGUUUCACCACGCCGACGACAAUCUCGGCUAUUAAACUGGCAAACAGAAGUAUCAAGUCCAACGUCAGCAUUUAGCCAGAAACUGGAGGAGGAAGAAGAAGACGAUCCUCUCACUGUCGAGACAAAUGCACCAGAGCUUGAUACGUGCCGUCCAGAAGCAGCGGUUGUCCAGGACGUGGCAUCUUUGAAUUUGGAGAUUGGCCACAUUGUGGUCUGUGUGCUGUCGCCUUCGUCGUUCCCUCAUCAUCUCGAGUACCUGAUUGGCCCACUGCGAGUGCGUGCACUAAGACAACAUCGUCCAGUAGUAAUCGUGACUGCAACUCUGCCUGAAGUGGAAGACUACGAACAUUUUCAGCGCUUCGUCGGCGUUUACUUCGUAGUGGGAGAUCCAUUCCGUCAUAGCACUCUAAGACGAGCUGGAGUUCAUGACGCAUUCCGUAUUGUCCUUAUGGGCGCUGAAGGCGAAGUCUCUGAUGCUGGCACUUCAGAACUGCUCCAAGAUGCCGCUUGUAUCGCACUACACAAGACAAUCGUGACUCUUAUAGGUCCCACGCGAGCACCACGUAUCAUUACGGAGCUUGUAAACCGCGCGAAUGUGCACUUCGUGGCACAAAACCUCACCGCUAGUGGCUGGUUCCCACUUUCUGAGUGUGAUUCUGCAGCUGCAUCAACUUCUUCGCUUGAAUUGGCUCGCAACUUUGCUGUUUCUCCUGCUUUUGCGGCUGGACUCACGUACAGCACGUCGCUUUGCGAUAGCUUGCUUAUUAACCAGUUCUUCAAUGCUCGUAUCAAGAAUAUUUUACGGGAGUUUAUCUUCGCCUCGUGGACGGAGGGUGGAGUGGGAACACUGCCUAGUUCUCCCGCUGGCUUCGGAGAGGCUGCCGCUUCCCCAACAUUAUCAACGACAUCAGCUAUGGACAUUCAACGCAGCUCUCUGUUCGCUGUGGAGGUGCCGCUGGACUUCGUGGGUCGCACGUUCGAAUUUGUGUUUCAUUACUUGCUGUCGUCGGAUGGUAUCCUCGUCAUUGGACUGUAUCGCUGCCGUCCUGAUGUGAUGCUACAUUCGUCUGCUGUGCACGUGCUCAGCGGAGGUCAGUGGACGAAGACUGCCACAAGAGCCCGUAUCGAAGUUUCCGAGGAUGAACGGAGUGUGCCAUUUGGUUACGUGUACGUGAACCCGCAGCCGCAUGAGGUUCUCACUGGCAACGAUUUGCUUUACGUGCUAUCGGACAUUCAGCCCUGCUGGGCGGACCCGGAUAAAGAGUUGCCCAACGAUAUAUAG
Phytophthora nicotianae INRA-310 is the source of this 3204-nucleotide messenger RNA. RefSeq lists its product as hypothetical. The transcript is spliced from 6 exons. NCBI's taxonomy places the organism in Eukaryota, Oomycota, Peronosporomycetes, Peronosporales, Peronosporaceae. Gene Ontology annotation, cellular component: membrane. The record is from RefSeq and is a predicted model, not a curated record. The coding region runs from base 1 to 3204 and encodes 1067 amino acids. Gene Ontology annotation, biological process: potassium ion transport.